ACCCAGGAGGGAGGGACCCGCUGAGGGACACGAGGGGGGCAGGAGCAGCGCAUUAGAUCCUGGGCUAGGGAACCUCAGAGCGAGGUGCAGCGGGAGGAGGAAGGUGUGGAGGUCCGGGCCAGACCCUGCGCUCCCAGAGGCGGAGGCGGAGGAAGCCUGGCCCGAGAUCCCCCGGGAGACCCCCCGGAGGGACAGGGCAGAGAGGAGCCUCCAGGCGCAGAAACCCUGGGAGGCACUUCCCCGCCCCAGACGAGAGUGCUGCCCAGGGUGGGACGAGGAUUCAAGGUCAGAGGACAACGCCUCCCCCCAGGUCGCCUGGGAGACCCCGAAGCGACCCCGGGGUGGCACAGGUCGUAUGCAGGCCUGGGCGACCUCUCCUAGGUUGGGGGCGAUGGGGACAGGAGCCCCGCAGAGCCUCCUCCUUCUCCUCCUCUUCCUCCCAAUGCUGCUGCCACGCGGGGCCUCCGCGGGGAGCCUGCAUACCCCAGGUGAGUCUUGGCCAGAUGAUUGGGCCUUGGUCGCACUCCCUCCUUCGCCUCCCCGCCUAGGGCCCGGGUCCCGAGCCUGGGGAGGGGUCAGAGCAGGUGGCGGGAGCAGCCGAGCAGCCCCAGGGCCCCGGGGACACCAGGGGCCGGGGCUGGGGGCCGGGACGGGGGAGAAGAGGCCUCGGUUGGACCGGCCCAGCGGAAGGGUGCCCGGCUUCUGUGCAGGCCUGGGUACCGGAGGGCCCGUGUGGAUGGGGCCAGAAAGCGAUCUCCGGCGUGAGGGGCCGGGCCUUGCCCUACAGCUUCUUUGCGGGGCACCCACUAGCGGUGACCGAGGGACUUGGGGUUCAGAGACACAGCUGCUGUCGGGAGCAGCAGGGACCGAGCUGAGCGGGAGGACACUUCUCUGCGGGAACCCAGAUGGCGACGUGCAGCCGUGGUGCUACGUGGCCGAGACCGAGGAGGGCAUCUACUGGCGCUACUGCGACAUCCCCACCUGUCACAUGCCGGGCUACCUGGGCUGCUUCGUGGACUCGGGAGCCCCCCCGGCCCUCAGCGGCCCCAGUGGCACCUCUACGAAGCUCACGGUCCAGGUGUGCCUCCGCUUCUGCCGCAUGAAGGGCUACCAGGUACUGUCCACCGGCCCCGGCCAGUGGCCCCUGACCUUGACUGAAAUCAGGGCCCAGAACAACUCCCAGCGCCCGCUGGCCCCGCCCACAGUGUCGGUGGGCUCCUGCCAGGGGAACUGGACUGCGCCGCAGGGCGUCAUCUACUCCCCGGACUUCCCGGAUGAGUACGGGCCGGACCAGAACUGCAGCUGGGCGCUUGGCCAGGCGGCGACGGGCGCCUGGGAGUCUACGAAGGUGAGGACGGGGCGAAACGUGGGCAAUAAGGAAAGGGAAGGGAGUACCGAGGUGAGGCCCCGCCCCAUCCCCCCGGGGCUUGCCCCACAGCCACGCUGCCUCACACCCCUCUCCACAGGCGUGCAGGAUGCCUCGGAGAACCCGGUGCUCCCCAAGGGCUCGGCCCAGACCCCUGCAGUGCUCCCCGACGGGACUAAUGUGAGCUGCAGCCCCCGGCUUGGGGCUCCGGAGGCCACAAUGGGGGCCCGGGUAUUCUCGACAGUGAUGGCCAUCUCAGUGUUGCUGCUGCUGCUGCUGCUGCUGUUGCUACUGCUGUCGCUGCUACGCCUGCUGCGCCGACGGAGCUGUCUACUGGCUCCAGGAAAAGGGCCCCCACCCUUGAGGCCUUCCCAGGGCUCUGGGAGAAGUUGGGCUGUGUGGUACCGCCGACCUGGAGGGGUGGCACUGCCCUGCCCCCCUGGGGACUCCCAGGCUGAGGGUCUAGCCUCGACUUACCGACCCCUGAGCGCCUCCAGCCAGAGUUCCCUGCGUUCGCUCAUCUCUGCUCUCUGACUCAGGACCCCCGGGGUCCACUGGAUCCUCCAACAGUGUGAUGGACACCAGAGACUCCAUGCCGCACUCUGCCUUGGCCUUCCAGUUUUUUUAAGGGCAGCUCUGCCUCUGUUCAUCUCUCAGAGGCCAGUCGUCAGACAGGAAGCAUCUGGUACUAUUAUUGGGAACUUGGCCUAACUCUAGGUGUCCAGAUGGUCCAGGCCAAAUGGCAAGAGGAAUCGGCUCCCCUCCUCAUGGGCCUUGAUAAGGAGCUCUCUGAUUUCAGGGUCUUUGAGCCCCUCUGGGGGUAGUCCUGGACUGCUGCCCUAAGUGAAAUGUGAGAGGUCAACAAAAGUGGUCAAAAGACCAGACACACACUUUGAAUAAAGGACCUAUUUUGGUAUAGG
Myotis brandtii (Brandt's bat) is the source of this 2286-nucleotide messenger RNA. RefSeq names its product kringle containing transmembrane protein 2 (gene KREMEN2). The transcript is spliced from 9 exons. The record is from RefSeq and is a predicted model, not a curated record. The coding region runs from base 356 to 1900 and encodes 514 amino acids. NCBI's taxonomy places the organism in Eukaryota, Metazoa, Chordata, Mammalia, Chiroptera, Vespertilionidae.